AUGGAAGUUUUCCCCUGGUUCUUGGUGUUGUCCAUGUGGUGGUCUCGAACCUGGGACGCGGGGAGUGCGGAUUCGAUCAUCCACAUCGGAGCAAUUUUUGAUGAAUCUGCCAAAAAGGAUGAUGAGGUGUUUCGCAUAGCAGUUGGCGACCUCAACCAGAAUGAGGACAUCUUACAGACUGAGAAAAUCACAUUUUCGGUGACAUUUGUUGAUGGCAACAACCCAUUUCAGGCGGUUCAAGAAGCCUGUGAACUUAUGAAUCAAGGCAUCUUGGCCCUGGUCAGCUCCAUUGGCUGCACAUCAGCGGGGUCCCUCCAGUCUCUGGCAGAUGCCAUGCACAUCCCCCAUCUCUUCAUCCAGAGAGCAACUGCUGGGACUCCAAGGAGUGGCUGUGGACUCACCCGCAGCAACAGGAAUGAUGACUACACGCUCUCUGUUCGUCCACCUGUCUACUUAAAUGAUGUUAUCCUGAGAGUGAUCACAGAAUAUGCCUGGCAGAAAUUCAUCAUAUUCUAUGACAGUGAAUAUGAUAUCCGUGGAAUACAGGAGUUUUUGGACAGAGUAUCUCAGCAGGGGAUGGAUGUUGCACUUCAAAAGGUAGAAAACAACAUCAAUAAAAUGAUCACCACUCUCUUUGAUACCAUGAGAAUAGAGGAAUUGAAUCGCUAUCGAGACACUCUUAGGAGAGCCAUCCUUGUUAUGAAUCCCGCCACAGCCAAAUCCUUCAUUACUGAGGUUGUGGAGACUAAUUUGGUUGCUUUUGACUGUCACUGGAUCAUUAUAAAUGAGGAAAUAAAUGACAUGGAUGUACAGGAACUUGUAAGAAGGUCAAUUGGAAGGCUAACUAUCAUUCGGCAGACAUUCCCAGUCCCCCAGAACAUAAGUCAGCGAUGUUUCCGUGGCAACCAUCGAAUAUCUUCAACGUUGUGUGAUCCAAAGGACCCAUUUGCGCAGAAUAUGGAGAUUUCGAACCUUUACAUAUAUGACACGGUGCUUCUGCUUGCUAAUGCGUUCCAUAAGAAGCUGGAGGACCGGAAGUGGCACAGCAUGGCGAGUCUGUCAUGUAUCAGGAAGAAUUCCAAACCCUGGCAGGGCGGGCGGUCCAUGCUGGAAACCAUCAAGAAGGGUGGAGUGAGUGGGUUGACUGGAGAGCUGGAAUUUGGAGAAAAUGGAGGCAAUCCCAACGUCCACUUUGAAAUUCUUGGAACCAACUAUGGAGAGGAGCUUGGCCGAGGCAUUCGCAAACUUGGGUGCUGGAAUCCUGUCACAGGGCUGAAUGGGUCACUGACUGACAAGAAACUGGAGAAUAACAUGCGCGGAGUGGUCCUCCGUGUGGUGACCGUGCUGGAAGAACCUUUUGUAAUGGUCUCUGAAAAUGUCCUGGGAAAGCCCAAGAAAUACCAGGGCUUCUCCAUUGAUGUUUUGGACGCCUUAUCUAACUACCUUGGAUUUAACUAUGAUAUUUAUGUUGCACCGGAUCAUAAAUAUGGAAGCCCACAGGAAGAUGGUACAUGGAAUGGCUUGGUAGGAGAACUAGUCUUCAAGAGAGCGGACAUAGGGAUUUCUGCUUUAACAAUCACCCCAGAUCGAGAGAAUGUGGUGGAUUUUACAACACGUUACAUGGACUACUCAGUGGGAGUACUACUUCGAAGAGCUGAAAAGACAGUGGAUAUGUUUGCCUGUCUUGCACCAUUUGAUCUCUCUCUAUGGGCUUGCAUUGCUGGCACAGUCCUUCUUGUGGGUCUGCUGGUCUACCUUCUGAAUUGGCUUAACCCCCCUCGAUUACAAAUGGGAUCAAUGAGUUCUACUACUCUCUACAACUCCAUGUGGUUUGUGUAUGGAUCCUUUGUACAGCAAGGUGGGGAGGUCCCAUACACAACACUGGCUACCAGAAUGAUGAUGGGCGCUUGGUGGCUGUUUGCUUUGAUUGUCAUCUCAUCUUACACAGCAAACCUUGCUGCUUUCCUCACUAUCACCCGCAUUGAAAGCUCCAUUCAGUCUCUCCAGGACCUUUCCAAGCAGACAGACAUUCCUUACGGCACGGUCCUGGACUCUGCAGUGUAUGAGCAUGUGCGUAUGAAGGGAAUGAAUCCUUUCGAGAGGGACAGCAUGUAUUCCCAAAUGUGGCGGAUGAUCAAUCGAAGCAAUGGAUCGGAGAAUAAUGUUCUGGAGUCCCAAGCAGGCAUUGAGAAGGUAAAAUAUGGAAACUAUGCCUUUGUGUGGGAUGCGGCUGUAUUGGAGUAUGUAGCCAUCAAUGACCCUGAUUGCUCCUUCUACACCAUCGGGAACACUGUUGCUGAUCGGGGAUACGGAAUUGCACUGCAGCAUGGCAGUCCUUACCGGGAUGUCUUCUCACAAAGGAUCCUGGAGCUUCAGCAGAAUGGCGACAUGGACAUCCUGAAGCACAAGUGGUGGCCCAAAAACGGCCAGUGCGACCUGUACUCCUCAGUGGACACAAAGCAGAAAGGAGGUGCCCUGGACAUAAAGAGCUUUGCGGGGGUUUUCUGCAUCCUGGCCGCUGGGGUUGUCCUCUCCUGCUUUAUAGCCAUGCUGGAGACCUGGUGGAACAAGAGGAAAGGCUCCAGGGUCCCGUCCAAAGAGGAUGACAAGGAAAUUGACCUGGAGCACCUCCAUAGACGUGUAAAUAGCUUGUGCACAGAUGACGACAGCCCCCAUAAACAGUUUUCCACCUCGUCAAUUGACUUGACCCCUCUGGACAUUGACACUUUGCCAACACGACAAGCACUGGAGCAAAUCAGUGAUUUCAGGAACACUCAUAUCACCACCACCACCUUUAUCCCAGAGCAGAUCCAGACUCUUAGCCGCACACUGUCAGCUAAAGCUGCCUCUGGUUUCGCUUUUGGCAACGUGCCUGAGCACCGAACUGGCCCUUUUAGGCACAGGGCACCUAACGGGGGCUUUUUCAGGAGUCCUAUAAAAACAAUGUCAUCUAUUCCUUACCAGCCAACUCCUACCCUGGGGCUCAAUCUGGGUAGCGAUCCAGACCGAGGCACCUCCAUAUGA
Pipistrellus nathusii (Nathusius's pipistrelle) is the source of this 3024-nucleotide messenger RNA. The record is from the annotation of a GenBank genome assembly. Lineage: Eukaryota; Metazoa; Chordata; Mammalia; Chiroptera; Vespertilionidae.